AUGGCGAAAGCUCCUCAUCCGGCUUCUUUCUUUCUCCGCCAAUGUCCUGUUAUUGGAAAGAAAAACGAUACAAGAUCAACGCCUUCUUUAAGUGAGUCACCUCACCAGCCUACUGCCAUUCAGUUUCCAAAGCGCCAAUUUGGGAAGAAAAGCGUCGUGUACAGGCCAUUUCAGCCGGCAUGGUUUUUGAGGUGGCAGUGGCUUCACUACGUGGAAGGUGAGGACAAAGUAUACUGUCAUACGUGCGUAAAGGCGUACAAGGAAAAGAAGCUUGUGGCACCCAACUUGGAGUGGUCUUUUAUAUCUCAUGGUUAUACUAAUUGGAAAGACGCCACAGUUAACUUUGCCAAACAUGAGCAGUCUAACUGUCAUGAAGAUGCAGCACUAAAGAUACUGUCUGCUGGCAAGACAAUACCCGAUGUGGGUGAAAGUUUGUCAUCACAGCAUGCCGUGGAGAAAGAAGAACGGCGAGUUUGUUUAUUAAAAAUCAUACAGAAUAUACGUUUUCUUUCACGUCAAGGCUUGGCCUUGCGAGGUGAUGGCAAUGAAGAUGAUUCCAAUUUUUCCCAGCUUCUAAGACUCCGUGCAGUUGAUAGUGAAAGUCUUUCUACGUGGCUGACUAGAAAGACUGACAAGUACACAUCUCCUGAAAUACAAAACGAGCUGCUGAAGCUAAUGGCAUUGAAAGUUUUAGAGAAAGUUGCUGACAAACUUCACAGUGCCAAGUUUUUCACUAUCAUGGCUGACGAAACAACUGACUCCUCUAAUAGAGAGCAGGUAGUUAUUUGCUUACGCUGGGUGGAUCAGUGGUUUGCUGCACAUGAGGAGUUCAUUGGACUGCAUGUGGUAGAUACUGUUGAUGCUAAGACAAUAGUCCAUGUCGUUAGAGAUGUUUUACUUAGACUGAAUUUAUCUCUGAACAAAGCCAGAGGACAAUGCUAUGACGGAGCAGGAGCUAUGGCUGGUAGGAGACAGGACGUGGCAAAGCAGAUUUCUCAAGAAGAACCUAGAGCAAUUUACACUCACUGUUAUGGUCACGCUUUGAACUUAGCUUGUUCUGAUACGGUGAAGCGCUGUGACUGCAUGCACAAUUCUUUGACCACUGCAUAUGAAAUCAUGAAAUUGAUAAAAAAGUCACCGAAGAGAGAUGCUUGUUUACGGCAACUGAAGGACGUCCAUUCACCAGACACCCCUGGGCUCAGGGUGCUAUGUCCAACUAGGUGGACAGUAAAGGCAAAGUCUCUACAAAGCAUUGUAGACAACUACUCAGCAAUUCAGGAACUCUGGGAAGAAUCACUGGGUGACGUCAAAGAGACGGAAAUGAGAGGACGAAUUUUGGGAGUCUCAGCCCAGAUGAAGACGUUUUCUUUUCUCUUUGGAGUUAUGCUGGGAAGAUUGCUGUUUAGUCAUAGUGACAACCUCAGUAGAACUCUUCAACAUACAAACUUUUCAGCUGCCCAAGGACAAGCAGUUGCAUCAAUGACAGUCAGGACUUUGGAAUCUAUGAGAGAAGAUAGUGGAUUUGAGGCAUUUUGGAAGAAGGCAACUGAAACUGCUAGAGAAAUGAUUGUAGGAGAACCUCAAGCACCUCGGCGUAGAAAACGACCACGUAGGCUAGAUCAUUGGAAUGCAGAGCCAGAGUUUCCAGAAACUGCACAGGCCCACUAUAGGAGGAUUUACUUUGAAGCUUUUGAUUUGAUCAUAUCAUGUAUCAAAGAUCGGUUUGACCAACCUGGUUACAGGACAUAUAGCAAUCUUGAAACGUUGUUGCUAAAAAGUGCUGUGAAUGCAGCAUGUGAAGAUGAAUUAAGAGCAGCUCUUGAUCUGUAUUCAGGGGAUUUCAAAUCUGAUUUGCUAAAGACACAACUAGCUAUAUUUGGUACUGACUUCAGUGGUCAUGUACAAGAGGGAUAUCCUGUCACAUUAAUGGAUGUGGUCCAAUAUUUCAAGAAACUGAGUGACGCUGAGAAAGAGCUACUGAGUGAAGUCUCAACAUUAGUUCGAUUGAUUCUUGUAAUGCCAGCUACGAAUGCAGUAAGCGAACGCUCAUUCAGUGCAAUGAGACGAAUCAAGACUUACCUUCGAAGCACAAUGAGCCAAAUCAGGCUUAAUAAUUGUAUGGUACUGCACGUUCACAAGGACCUUACUGAUGAUUUAGAUUUAGCAGAGAUUGGGAAUAGGUUCGUAGCAGGGUCUGAGCACAGGGAAUCACUAUUUGGAAAGUUUACUAAAUAA
Corticium candelabrum is the source of this 2235-nucleotide messenger RNA. RefSeq names its product zinc finger MYM-type protein 1-like. The record is from RefSeq and is a predicted model, not a curated record. NCBI's taxonomy places the organism in Eukaryota, Metazoa, Porifera, Homoscleromorpha, Homosclerophorida, Plakinidae. The transcript is spliced from 2 exons. The coding region runs from base 1 to 2235 and encodes 744 amino acids. Gene Ontology annotation, molecular function: protein dimerization activity.